AUGCGCGUCUCCGUCCUCGCUCUCACCCUCCUCGCCUCGUUCGCCGUGGCCCAGGACACCGCCGCCCAGACUGACGGCUCGACUGAUGUCGCCACGGACGGUGCCGACGCUACUGGAACCGACGUUUCGGGAGACGCUACUGGUACCGACGUUACUGGAGCUGACACCGUGGCCGCGACUGACGCCGCGACCGACGCGGCCACCGACGCAACCGUUGCGGAGACCACCACGCCUGCCACUGGAGCCGCGACUGGAGCUUCCACCACCAUGACUGGUGCCGUUGCCAGCGCUACCUCCAAGAUCGCUUCGGCUGUCAGCGGCGCCUCGUCGGUCGUCGGAUCGGUCAUCUCGUCGGUCAAGUCGGACUCGACCGCCAAGGGCUCGGCCACGAGCGGAACCGCCGCUGCUUCGGCCACCUCGGCCGCCAAGGGAUCGGGCGCCAUCAACCUCUCAGGCUCGUCUGUCGGUAUUGCUGCUGCCGUCUUCGCCGCCGUCGCCGCCGUCAUGUAA
Apiotrichum porosum is the source of this 510-nucleotide messenger RNA. RefSeq lists its product as uncharacterized. The record is from RefSeq and is a predicted model, not a curated record. The coding region runs from base 1 to 510 and encodes 169 amino acids. The transcript is spliced from 2 exons. NCBI's taxonomy places the organism in Eukaryota, Fungi, Basidiomycota, Tremellomycetes, Trichosporonales, Trichosporonaceae.